Struthio camelus australis is the source of this 1980-nucleotide messenger RNA. NCBI's taxonomy places the organism in Eukaryota, Metazoa, Chordata, Aves, Struthioniformes, Struthionidae. The record is from RefSeq and is a predicted model, not a curated record.
UGAUCAGCAGCAAGGGUGCAGAGAGGCAGCUCAAGGAGGAAGGAAACCCAGAAAAAGAGAGGGAGUGAAAGAGGGAGUCUGGCAGAGGGGAAGAGAAACCAGGCAGGGCAUCUCCGGGGAGAAAGGAGGGAGGAGAAAAGGCGGGAAACAGAAAGAGGGGGAACAAGGGAAGAAGGAAGGACAGGAGUAAGAAGGUAGAGGUGCUUGGGGAAAAGCAAGGGGCAGAGCAGCCCCUGGGAGCCAAGGGGCCACGGACAUCCAAUGCCAAGCAUCGUCUGGGAGUGCUGAGCGGGUACAGCCAAGCAGAGCAGCUCUUGUGGUCUCCUCCCAUCUCUCAAGAUGAUGAAGAGGCAGUUUCAUCGGAUGCGGCAGCAGCUGUCCCAUCCCAGCCUCACCAGCCGAGCCCAAGAAGCAACCGAGCUCCUGACAGAAGAUUUGCUGCAGAUCGAGCAGAGGAUUGAGCCUGCCAAGCGAGCAGCUCACAGUGUGUCCAAGAGGCUCCAGGCCUGUCUGCAGGGACAGUGUGGGUCGGAGAUGGACAAGCGAGUGAAGAAGCUGCCCUUGAUGGCUCUGUCCAUGACAAUGGCUGAGAGUUUCAAGGAACUGGACACGGAGUCCAGCCUUGGGAGAGCCCUGGAGAUGGGUUGUUGCAUACAGAGCUCACUGGCCAAAAUCCUAGCUGAGUUUGAGAUCACCCUGGAGCGUGACGUCCUGCAGCCACUGAACAAGCUCAGCGAGGAAGAGCUUCCCAUCAUCCUGAAGCGCAAGAAGACACUGCAAAAGCUGAUCUCUGACUGGAACACCAUCAAGAGCAGGCUGAACCAAGCUGCCAAAAGCUCCAGCAACAGCACAAGCACUGGCACCGGCCCUGGGGCUUCUUCUGCUGCCAACAAACUGGAGAACUUGAAGGAAGAGGAGGAGGAGGUGAAGAGGAAGGUGGAGCAGUGCAGGGACGAGUACAUGGCUGACCUCUACCACUUCUCCACUAAAGAGGACAGCUAUGCCAGCUACUUUAUCAGACUGAUGGAAAUCCAAGCCCAAUACCACCGGCAGUCCCUGGGAUCUCUGGACUCUGCUCUGGCAGAGUUGAAGGAAGCCCACAGCCAGACAGAGCCCUCCUUCACUGCAAACACCCCAGUUGCAGGGUAUUACGGCGUGUCCCUAGAGACACACCUCAAGAGCUUGGGCCGGGAGAUUGCGCUCCCCAUCGAGGCCUGCGUCAUGAUGUUGCUGGCCUCAGGCAUGAGGGAGGAGGGACUCUUCCGGCUGGCGGCGGGUGCCUCAGUGCUGAGGAAGCUGAAGAGCAGCUUGGCCAGUGGCUCCAAUGCCCUGGAGGAGGUCUACGCGGAUCCCCACGCCCUCGCCGGGGAGGGUGCGCUGAAAUCCUACCUGCGGGAGCUGCCCCAGCCUCUGAUGACCUUCGAGCUCUACGAUGAAUGGGUCAAAGUGGCCAGCUUCAAGGACCUUGAUGGCCGAGUACAGAGUCUCCAAGACACCUGCAGCCGCCUGCCCCAGGAGAACUACAAUAAUUUGAGGUAUCUGAUCAAGUUUUUAGCCAAGCUGGCCGAACACCAGGAGGUGAAUAAAAUGACACCCAGCAACAUUGCCAUUGUGCUGGGCCCCAACCUGCUCUGGGCACAGCAGAGCACAGAAGACCCCGUGCAACUGGACUUGGCCUCUGUCUGCUCCAUCCAGGUGGUGAGCAUUGUGGAAGCCCUCAUCCAAAACGCGGACACCCUCUUCCCUGGAGAGAUAGAUUUCAACGUCUCGGGCAUGUUCACACCGCCUGCGAAUGCUGUACUUAUCAAGGCCAGCCCGGUAGAGGAGCCAUCUCCCGAGUCCCCUCCAGCCAGCACCCCUGCUCUCCCAGCUGAAGAAGUCACAAAGGACCCCAAGGCGAGUUCUCAGCCAGCUUCCCCAACGGUGACCAGAUCUUCUCCUGAAGCUGCAGGGCAGCUGGCUCCGACACCAGCCAAGUGA